This is a messenger RNA of Capsella rubella, 935 nucleotides long. RefSeq names its product stem-specific protein TSJT1. The transcript has 3 exons. NCBI's taxonomy places the organism in Eukaryota, Viridiplantae, Streptophyta, Magnoliopsida, Brassicales, Brassicaceae. The coding region runs from base 59 to 820 and encodes 253 amino acids. The record is from RefSeq and is a predicted model, not a curated record.
UAUCACAAAAAACUCAAAACACAUCUGAUUAAUCAAAGAAACAAAGGUAAAAGAAAAAAUGUUGGCUAUAUUUCAGAAAGCUUUUGCUCACCCACCGGAGGAGCUCAACAGUCCGGCGUCUCAUUUCUCCGGCAAAACCCCUAAACUUCCCGAAGAAACUCUCUCCGACUUCCUCUCUCGUCACCAAGACUCUGCUUUCUCCAUGAACUUCGGUGGAUCCGCCGUCCUAGCUUACGCUCGCCAAGAAACCUCUCUUCGCCAGAGGCUAUUCUGUGGACUUGAUGGGCUUUACUGUAUGUUUCUUGGGAGAUUGAACAACCUCUGUACGUUGAACCGACAGUACGGUUUGUCUGGGAAGAACUCGAACGAGGCUAUGUUUGUGAUCGAAGCAUACCGAACACUUCGUGAUCGUGGUCCUUACCCAGCUGAUCAAGUUCUUAGAGGUCUCGAUGGAAGCUUUGCCUUCGUCGUCUACGAUUCUCAGACCUCCUCUGUUUUCUCAGCUCUGAGUUCUGAUGGAGGAGAGAGUCUUUACUGGGGGAUUUCUGGAGACGGAUCUGUUGUGAUGUCUGAUGAUCUUCAGAUCAUUAAGCAAGGCUGUGCUAAAUCAUUUGCUCCUUUCCCUACUGGGUGUAUGUUUCACAGUGAGACAGGACUUAAGAGCUUUGAACAUCCGACCAAUAAGAUGAAGGCAAUGCCGAGGAUUGAUAGUGAAGGUGUUAUUUGUGGAGCUAAUUUCAAAGUUGAUGCUUGUUCUAAGAUCAAUGGCAUCCCCAGAAGAGGAAGUGAGGCUAACUGGGCGCUGGCUAAUUCUCGUUAACUUUCCUUCUAAACGUAACUCUUAAUUUUUUUCUUGCUGUGUUCUAUUUUAAUGCUUAUGUAAUAUUAGCACUAUGACGACGAUAAAGAAAUCAAAUUGCUCUGUUCCUUCUUGA